AUGUUGCUGCAUAGAACACCAGAACCGCCACAUAGCAUUCAAAAGACUUGUCAAAUUUACAGUUUUCGAGUUUAUUAUAAAGAAGCUAAUGGAAUGUUGCAUGAAGCUAACACAUUAGAUUCAUUUAUUUAUGAAAAGACUAAGCUUUCGUCGUACAUUCAAGGUAGAUUUGAAACUUUCAUGUCAAUCUUAAGAAUGCAAAGCCACCUUUUGCUUUUCCCUGUCGUCUUCACUACUAUUCAAAUAGUUCUCACACAAGCUUAA
Messenger RNA from Clunio marinus, 264 nucleotides. Lineage: Eukaryota; Metazoa; Arthropoda; Insecta; Diptera; Chironomidae. The record is from the annotation of a GenBank genome assembly.